Trifolium pratense (red clover) is the source of this 642-nucleotide messenger RNA. RefSeq names its product calcium-binding protein A-like. The record is from RefSeq and is a predicted model, not a curated record. The transcript has a single exon. Gene Ontology annotation, molecular function: calcium ion binding. Bases 175 to 474 code for a protein of 99 amino acids. Lineage: Eukaryota; Viridiplantae; Streptophyta; Magnoliopsida; Fabales; Fabaceae.
UUUUCAUUUAAUUAAACACAAGUGUAUAAUCUAAGUAUUAGAGAGCAUAAUCUAAUUUAGAUAUGAAUCGAAGAUACAAGACCUUUUUGCAAGUAUAUAAGUUCUAGCAUUUUCAAAACCAUACUCCAACUUAGAGAGAGUAAAUAAUAUACUUACAUAAGAUAUAAAUUAAAAAUGCCUGUGUUCAUCCCUAUUAGAGAUCCGGAGUUCAAAUCAAAGGGUCUUCCACAAAAUAUAGCCAUGACAGAAAAACAAAUAAGGGAUAUAUUGAUGAAAGCAGAUAGUAAUGGAGAUGGUAGUUUGAGCAAAGAUGAACUUAAGAAAGCUUUCAAGGAAUUUGGUUCAAGGAUGCCUUGUUGGAGAGUUUCUUGUUGUCUAAGAAAAGCUGAUACCAACCGUGAUGGGAAAAUCAGUAAGGAAGAAAUUGAUCUUGUUGUUGAUUAUGUCUUAGCAUGGAUUGAGUCCAAGAAUUAGUUAUGCUUUAGUACUUACUAGCUAUAGAUGCAAAACUAAUUACCUAUGCUAUUUUUCUUUUCUUUUUUUUUCCUUUCUGUUUUUACCUAUGUUAUGUACAUAUAGUGACUUCAUGUAAAAUUAAUCUUGAGUUUUUAUGAGAUUAAUGAAACUGUUAAAUUUAACUUU